CCAGCUCGACCGUCCAAUCCGCCACAUCCCAGAGCAAUUCAGUCAUCCGCCGCCAUGAACUUGAUCACUCUGCUCAUCGCCUCCAUUGGCUUCGCCGCCGCCGCUCUGAACAUCACUUCACCACAGUUCUACCUGAAGAUCGACUCGCAGUCUCGAACCAGUCAAUUCAAUGAUCUCUGGCUGGCCUCCUACCACACCGGUGCUGGCCUCAACGAUGUCGUCUUCUCCGCAGGCCAGCCAGGCAUUGAGGGUAUCCAAAAGGGUUUCUUCAACGCCACGAAUGUCACCGGUAGCGACAACCUCCUCUUCGAUCUUGGCAACGACUUCGCCUGGGGCCUGAAGAUGGUCCCCAACCAGCAGUUCUAUGCUGCCUGGCAGCCAGUGGAACUGAACGCGGGCGUGAGUGGCAGCGAAGAGGAUGUCUCGGGCUUCUUCAUGAGCAAUACCGGCUUGCAGUGGAACAGUAGCAGCUUUGGUGGCUGGAUCGUCUGCGACUGGUGGCACGGCGCUCCCCAGCUGUUCUUCCGCAUCGCAUCAUACACGAAAUCGUGGUACCCGGCGCCUGCUAGCUGCGCAGACGUCUUUCUGGUUCCAGAGUACGUCUAGGAGAACGGCACUAUAACGGCUGGAGGCUCCUCGUGCGCAUGAUAGCUUGUCAAGCGCAUUUGCAGCGUCACUAUCAUGACAAGAAGGGAUUACGAGCGCAGCCAGACGCAUUGAUAAGCAGUAGUGUACAGAUGUAAUCACUUUUGAUCUGCUUGGACGAGUCUCGCGGCGCGGAAUCGCUGCAACCGCAGUACUCCCCGAAUCACAGACGCGAGAAUGCUUGCUACAGAGCUGUGGCAUCUGCUUCUCAUAGCGGAUAAUGCUUCGUAAUCAAUUGUGUUCA
Molecule: messenger RNA, 889 nt
Organism: Sphaerulina musiva SO2202
Lineage: Eukaryota; Fungi; Ascomycota; Dothideomycetes; Mycosphaerellales; Mycosphaerellaceae
Exons: 3
Coding region: 55-606 (183 amino acids)
Source: RefSeq, a predicted model, not a curated record